UCGGAUCUGAUUCAGGUUCAAACCCGUUUGAUGGAUCCGGCUCCUACCGAAUCACUUCGGAGAGAAAGAGAGACGAGGAGAGAGAGAUCACCGGUGUGGUGAACCAUGGAUUCGAAGAAACGAAGAAAGAUAUUAGAGAAGAAACAGACGAUUCAUGAUCUUAUAAAAAGAGCUUCUUCCCUUUUCGAUCCUCUUUCUCCCUUUGAUUCCUUCCGCCAUUACAGAAAAAAUGACUUAUCCAUGUACCUGGAAUCUGGCCGUGGAGAUAGACUUUCCUCGCCUCUGAAGCAACACAUCCGAAAGCUCUUGAAGACGAACAUGGAAGGGUUCUACGGGUCUGAUUGGCCAAUACAAGAAAAGGCAAAGCGUAAGGAGAUGUCUUCCACAGACGCACAUUAUAUAAUUGUGCGUGAAGUGCGUUAUGGUAAACCUUAUGAGUCGUCUACUCGAAGGAUUUGCUCGGAAGGGUGUAAUCAGAUAGCUGGAUUUGUGCAUUACCGGUUUACUUUGGAGGAAGAGAUACCUGUCCUUUAUGUUUAUGAGAUACAGCUCGAAUCCCGGUUUCAAGGAAAAGGACUGGGAGAAUUCUUAAUGCAGUUGAUGGAGCUCAUUGCUUCUAAGAAUCGGAUGAGUGCUAUCGUGCUAACUGUUCAAACAUCUAAUGCAUUGGCAAUGACUUUCUACAUGAGCAAGCUAGGGUAAGAGGUACAGAAUAUCAAGCAUUUCACCAUCCAGAACUAAUAUUCCGACUAUGUUGGCGAAGUAUGAGAUACUGUGCAAAACAUUUGAUUCUGAAGCUAAAGCUGUUUUGGAGGUUUGAUCCUUUUUCUGCAUCACUCGCAUUUAUGACGAAAUUGCUGAUCAAAUAUAGACAUUUUACUGCUUCUUGUGCUUUAUAUCUUGGUGUUGUAUUUUGAUACUGCUAUGUUUUGCAUUAUUUUCUAAGACGAAUGACGAAGAACAAAGCAAAGAUUGAGUAUCAAGCUUAGUUUUAAGAAGCACGACCAAGGAGUGCCUAGGCGCAAGGCGAUCCGGGAAAGAUCGCCUGAACCUGUCAAGGCGAGGCGGACUACAAAAGGCGCGCGACUUUAUGCGGUUAACCUGGUGCGUCUGGCGGUCGAGACGGUCGGCUUUUCGGUUUACUAACCAUUUAGAGAUUGUACAAAGUUAGUAUUAGCCUAUUUUGGGCCUGAUUAGACUCUGAACAAAUCUUGUAUUGGGUUUCGAUUUUUAUGAAAUUCAGAGAUAUCAUUUCG
Messenger RNA from Eutrema salsugineum, 1256 nucleotides. Its product is annotated as N-alpha-acetyltransferase 40. Gene Ontology annotation, molecular function: histone H2A acetyltransferase activity; protein N-terminal-serine acetyltransferase activity; histone H4 acetyltransferase activity. The transcript is spliced from 7 exons. The record is from RefSeq and is a predicted model, not a curated record. Gene Ontology annotation, cellular component: nucleus. Bases 106 to 702 code for a protein of 198 amino acids. Lineage: Eukaryota; Viridiplantae; Streptophyta; Magnoliopsida; Brassicales; Brassicaceae.